This is a messenger RNA of Carlito syrichta (Philippine tarsier), 1062 nucleotides long. It is a transcript of the gene TBATA, whose product is annotated as thymus, brain and testes associated. Lineage: Eukaryota; Metazoa; Chordata; Mammalia; Primates; Tarsiidae. The coding region runs from base 1 to 1062 and encodes 353 amino acids. The transcript has 9 exons. The record is from RefSeq and is a predicted model, not a curated record.
AUGGCUACAGACCUUCAAUUGACUGAACAUCCACUGAUGAGUCCUCAGGCUGAGCUGAAACCUGAGAAAAAGUCAGAGCCCAGACCGAGGAGCCACGGGGACAGUGAACGACAGAAGGAACUGGUGAUCCCAGGGAUCGUGGAUUUUGAGCAGAUCUCAAAGGCUCUGAAGACUUCCAAGCCUCCAACCCCUGGCACCUACCGCUUUGGCCGCCUCAGCCACCACUCAUUCUUCUCCCGGCACCAUCCCCACCCCCAGCAUGUGACCCACAUCCAAGAUCUCACCGGGAAGCCCGUCUGUGUCGUCAGGGACAAGUUCUCUCUGGCCCCCCUGUCUGAGCCUACACUCUUCUCCCGCUGUCUGAUGGGGCUACCCGCCAUCUCUGUUCCCAUCGGAGACCCACAGUCUAAUCGGAAUCCCCAGCUUUCUUCUGAGGUCUGGAAGAGGGAGUUGAAGGAGCUGGCUUCCCGGGUGGCCUUCUUCACCAAGGAGAACGAGCUGAAGAGCAAAGAGGUGGGUGCACAGAAGGAGGCACCUCCACGGGAGCAGGCGGCAAAGUACUCAGCAGAAACCGGUAGGCUCAUCCCCACUUCCACACGAGCUGUUAGUCGUCAUGGCUCCCGCCAGGGCCAGCGAAAUCAUCCUUCAAGAAGAGAUGGAGUCCAGACUGUCCUUCUGCAGGAUCAGGAUCUGCUGGUCCUGGAGCUUCUUUGUCAAAUCCUGGAAACAGACUCACUGAGCAUGAUCCAGUUCUGGCUGCUCAAUGCACCACCCAGGGAAAAAGAUCUGGCUCUGGGACUCCUGCAGACAGCUGUGGCUCAGCUCCUCCCCCAGUCCCUCACAUCCAUUUCCGCAGAAAAGCUUCUGGACCAGCUGCAAGAAGCUCAAGAACCCCUUCAAGAAAAGCAAAAGCCACCCUCCAGUCAAUCCCCAAAGAAAAUGAAGACACCACCUCUAUCAAAAAGCGAAAAACCAGAGUACAUUGGAAAAGCACAAGUUCUCCGGAUGCACACAAGCUCGAACACAGAAGAGAAAGCAUCAAAGCCAGGGGCAGACGGUUGA